UACUUAUCGCCCCAGCCCAGCUAGGAUAGUUUCCAUCGGAAACUAAACACGCCGCAAGGAGUUCCACAAAUUCCCGUAAUUAUGAUAAACUUUGAGGGUAUAUUAGUAAUUUUAAACGUAGACUUCCCUACCAAGCUGUAAAAUCCACCGCCCGGCAAAUCCUCUCGCCGAAAUAUCCCAAAAUUUUUCUUCUCCCGCUUUCCCCGCCAUUUGCGUCUCACCAAAUUCUUUCUGGUCUACACUUCUUCCGUUUAGGGCUUUUCCGUGUUCUAAAUCCCACUGUUGAAACCCUAAUUUCCUGUUGAAGUACCCGAAUUUUUGCGUUUCUUGCUCGAAUUCGAUGGUUAUGAAUUCGAAUCGAUGCUCAUGUGUGUAUUGUUACGUCGCCUAAUCGAUGACAAACGCCGACGGUUGGAAUUACGGGGGUUUCGGUCAGGAGAAGGCGUGCCGGCUUUCAAAUACUAUACAUUCGGAGGUAGCGCCUUGCCUGCCAUUGCCGUCACUUCCGGUGUUCUGUGGCGCUCUUGAUCAGGAGCUUCGACUGUUGGAUGACCAGAGCAGUGCUCGGUCGUUGAAUAGGAAAGAUGUUCUUGCUCAGGCUAGUAAGAUUGCUGAUCUACUUAGAGACACUGACGUUUCUUACCUAAACAUUAGAGAUGAUGUUAGUUCGUCGCCCUACGGAUUUGCAGAACCUUUAAGCCUAUACAAUGAAGUUCUUCGAUACAACUCUGAAGCAUUUGGUUACUCCGUUCCAGGUCUUAUCAAGGAGGCUAACUACAAUAUCUUGGUAUCUGAAAAGAAACCUUUUGAACCAAAUGUUCCUGUUGUUAGUCAAGUCCAAAGAGAGCACGGAGAAGGUUUUAGUCAUCACAUCGGCGGGAAUCUUAGUAAUGAGGCACCACCCUCAGUUUCUUCUAGAAAACCAAAAGUUAAGAAAAAAGGGGGUGGAGAUGUAACUCUAUCAGCUGGACCAGAUCCUAUUGAGCUUCAAGAUGGCAUAAUUGGGAGCUUUUGUGAGUUGUUGGAGGACCUAUGUGGGAGAGCAGAGUUCCUUAAUGAUGAUCAGGAUGAAACAGAGUGGCCUUCUUUACCUCUUGCGGAUGUAAAAGUGCUUGUAAAUGAAGUUAUGUCUAUCCGGGCAAAGAAAAUUCUACACUUGGUUCCUGCGGAUAUUCUUAUUAGACUUCUAAUUAUAAUAGAUCGUCAAAUCCGCCGAGCAGAAGGUUUAUCUAUCGAAGAAAAUGAAAGUUCUGACUCAGAUCUUGUAUCAUCAAUUAUUUGUGCUCUGGAGUGCAUUCAUGCAGCAUUGGCUGUAAUGUCUAACCAUGAUAUGCCAAAGCAGAUCUAUAAAGAAGAGGUUAUUGAAAGGAUUCUUGACUUCUCUAGGCAUCAGAUCAUGGGCAUCAUGUCAGCUUGUGAUCCAUCAUAUCGUGCUUUGCAUAAACCAAGUGAAAAUGGGACAGUUGAAGAAGUUGAUGAUGAAGAGAUUGAUGCUGAAUUUGGUUCAGUGAGCAAGAAGCGCCGUGGUUCUAGGAGUGUUAAAAUGAAGAAGUCAACAGUGAACAAGGUUUCUGCUGCAGUUAAUUCAAUACUCCAGAAACUUUGUACAAUUCUUGGCUUUCUUGAGGACUUUUUAUUAAUAGAACGCCUACCAGAUAGUUGCAUUCUGCAGUUAAUGAAAACGAGCUUUGGAACCUUCUUAGUUGAUAAUAUCCAGCUAUUGCAAUUGAAGGCCAUCAGUUUAAUCUGCGGGGUGUAUUCUUCAUAUACACAGCAUAGGAAUUUUUUAAUAGAUGAAACACUUCAACUUCUCUGGAAGCUACCAUCUUCAAAACGUGCACUGCGAGCUUACCAUCUACCUGAUGAAGAGCAGAGGCAGAUUCAGAUGAUCACAGCCUUGCUGAUUCAGUUGGUUCAGUGCAGUGCAAAUCUUCCUGAAGCGUUAAGGCAACCAUUAACUGGAAGUCAAAUCUUAGAAGCCUCUCUUGAUCCUAGUUAUCCAACAAAAUGCCAUGAAGCUGCUACAGAGGGUUGCUGCCUUUUCUGGACUCGUGUUCUUCAGCGGUUUACAACAGUGAAAACCCAGGAUGCAUCUGAGUUGAAAGUGAUUAUGGAGAAUCUUGUUAUGGAUUUACUGACAACAUUGAACUUGCCCGAAUAUCCUGCUUCUGCUCCUAUUCUUGAGGUUCUGUGUGUCCUACUGCUCCAGAAUGCUGGACUGAAAUCAAAGGAUAUCUCUGCACGGUCCAUGGCCAUUGACAUUCUUGGGACAGUUGCUGCAAGGUUGAAGCGUGAUUCUGUUCUAUGCCACAUGGAUAAGUUAUGGAUUUUACAGGAAUUGGUUGGCGGAAACAGAGAUGAUGACAGUUAUCCGAAAGAUGUAUGUUCUAUUUGCCUUGAUGGAAGGGGUGGAAAAAUGUUGUACCUUUGUCAUGGUUGUCAAAGAUUGUUUCAUACAGAUUGUAUGGGAGUUGCAGAGCAUGAAGUUCCUGCUCGUGGUUGGUGCUGCCAAUUUUGUCUCUGUAAGAAGCAAUUGGUCGUUCUGCAAUCAUACUGCAAAUCACAGUCCAAGGAUGAUACCCAGAAGAAUGAGUUGGUGUCGGAAAGAACUUCUGAAGCUUCAGAAAUGAUUACCAAAGUGGAGAUUGUUCAACAAAUGCUCUUGAAUUACCUCUAUGAAGCUGGUUCUACAGAUGACAUACACCUUUUUGCUCGCUGGUUUUACCUUUGCCUAUGGUACAAAGAUGAUCCCAGAUCUCAGGAGAGGUUUGUUUACUACCUUGGUAGACUUAAGGCAAAAGAUAUUGUGCGGGACUUUGGGACAGUCUCUUCUUCGUUAACUAGAGACUCGGUCAAAAAGAUAUCCUUAGUGUUGGGACAAAAUAAUUCUUUCUCCAGAGGAUUUGAUAAAAUCCUCUGCAUGCUUCUGGCAAGUUUGAGGGAGAACUCUCCCAUAAUUAGGGCGAAGGCAUUACGUGCGGUUAGCAUGAUUGUUGAAGCCGAUCCAGAGGUUUUGUGUGAUAAACGUGUCCAAUCAGCUGUUGAAGGAAGGUUCUGUGAUUCUGCGAUCUCUGUACGGGAGGCUGCACUGGAACUUGUUGGUAGGCAUAUUGCUUCACAUCCAGAUGUUGGUUUGAAGUAUUUUGAAAAGGUUGCUGAGAGGAUAAAAGAUACGGGAGUGAGUGUUCGCAAACGAGCUAUCAAGAUUAUCAGGGAUAUGUGUAUUUCUAGUGCUAAUUUUUCAGAAUUUACUACUGCUUGCAUUGAGAUUAUUUCUCGAGUCAGUGAUGAAGAAUCCAGUAUUCAGGAUCUUGUCUGCAAAACAUUUUAUGAGUUCUGGUUUGAAGAACCUUCUGGCAUCCAGACUCAGUUUGUUGGAGAUGGUAGCUCUAUUCCAUUGGAAGUAGCCAAAAAAACUGAGCAGAUUGUUGAGAUGUUAAGGAGGAUGCCAAACCAUCAACCUCUUGUAACGGUUAUAAGACGCAACUUGGCACUUGAUUUUCUCCCACAGUCAGCUAAAGCUAUUGGAAUCAAUGCUGUCUCACUUGCAUCAGUACGUAAACGAUGUGAAUUAAUGUGCAAGUGCUUAUUGGAGAGGAUAUUGCAGGUAGAGGAAACAAAUAAUGCAGAAGGGGAGGUGGGCUCACUUUCUUAUAUGUUAGUUAUGCAUGCAUUUUGUGUAGUGGAUCCAAAGCUCUGUGCACCUUCUACAGAUCCAUCCCAGUUUGUAGUUACUCUCCAGCCAUAUCUUAAGACCAAGGUUGAUAAUCGAGCAGUAGCACAAUUGUUGGAAAGUAUAAUCUUUGUAAUUGAUGCUGUUCUUCCUUUGCUCCGAAAGCUUCCUCACAGUGUUAUUGAAGAACUUGAACAAGAUCUUAAGCACAUGAUUGUUCGGCAUUCUUUCUUGACAGUAGUUCAUGCUUGCAUCAAGUGUCUUUGCUCACUGAGUAAAGUAGCUGGAAAAGAUGCAACAUUGGUUGAAUAUCUUAUUCAGGUUUUCUUCAAACGUUUGGAGGCCCUUGGAACUGACAACAAGCAGCAAGUGGGGCGCUCUCUUUUUUGUCUUGGUUUGUUAGUCCGGUAUGGUAACGAGUUGCUGAUCACCUCGGAUAGCAGAAAUGUAGAUGUUGUUCAGAGCCUCAAACUGCUUAAAAAAUACCUCUCUUUGGAUGAUUUUGUCAUAAAAGUACGAGCCUUACAGGCACUGGGAUAUGUUUUGAUUGCUAGGCCUGAGUAUAUGUUGGAAGAGGAUGUAGGGAAAAUAAUUGGAGCAACAUUUGCAUCUGGUUGUGAUGUUCGACUCAAGAUGCAAUCAUUGCAAAACAUGUACGAAUAUCUUCUUGAUGCCGAAAGCCAAAUGGGAACAGAUAAGGUUGCCAGUAAUGCAGUAAAUCAUCCUGAAGGAAGUGGACAUAGCGUCCCUGUUGCUGCAGGUGCAGGCGAUACUAACAUUUGUGGGGGGAUAGUUCAAUUGUAUUGGGAUGGUAUCUUGGAAAGAUGUUUGGAUGUGAAUGAACGAGUUCGCCAAUCUGCCCUUAAGAUUGUGGAGGUUGUUCUACGUCAAGGUUUGGUUCACCCAAUUACUUGUGUUCCGUACCUUAUAGCACUUGAAACAGAUCUGCAGGAAGUGAACUCAAAGUUGGCACAUCAUUUGCUAAUGAACAUGAAUGAGAAGUAUCCUGCAUUUUUUGAAAGCCGUUUGGGUGAUGGUCUUCAGAUGUCAUUCAAUUUUAUUCAGUCCAUGAGUAGCAGUUCUUCUGAAUGUUCCAACCAAAACAAGGUUUCUACAAAUAUGAAAGGGAGAUCUGAAAGUAGCUCUUUUACCUACGCAAGGCUUGGAGUUUCAAGAAUCUACAGGCUUAUUCGUGGAAACCGUGUUUCAAGGAACAAAUUUAUGUUUUCUGUAGUACGAAAAUUUGAUUCUCCAAGUUGGAACCUUCAAUUGAUUCCCUUUCUUAUGUACUGCACAGAGAUACUUGCAUCUCUCCCAUUCACAAUGCCUGACGAGCCUCUUUACUUGAUCUACACCAUAAAUCGAAUAAUUCAAGUCAGAGCUGGAGCACUUGAAGCACAUAUGAAAGCCUUGUGUUCACAGUUGCUGCAAUUAGAUUCUAAUAAGAUUCCUUAUGAAAAUGGGGUAAUUCAACAGGAGCCAGUUGUUCACCCCAUGUAUGAUCCUAUGAUGUCUAAUGAUGCAAAGGUGGUUUAUGUGACCUCAAAUGAUUCUUCAUGUAGCAUGUCCAUAGAAAAUCUGCAAAAACUUCAGGUGGAUUGUCAAGUUGCUUGUCAAGCUGCAACUGCUUUGCAGCUCCUUUUAAAGCUAAAGCGACAUUUGAAGAUUGUGUAUAGCCUAAAUGAUGCACGAUGUCAAGCAUUUUCUCCAAACGAUCCUGUAAAGCAAGCGGAGGUUCUUUCCAAGCAGAGCAUUCCCUUCAACGUCAGUGAAACAUGCAGUAGUUUGCCAACUUCUUGUAAAGAAAUGGUUGAAAGAUACCAGGAAUUCAAGGCUGCAUUGAAGGAAGAUACGGUUGACUACGCUGUCUAUACAGCUAGUAUCAAGCGGAAGCGGCCCCCUCCCAGAAAUUCUAGAGGGGGGAGAUCUGGACGCGAGACAGGUGUUGAUUAUGAGGAUGAUUAUGUAGACGAUGAAGACUGGAUAGGUGGGCCAACGAGGAUAAACAAUAGCGGCAGGAAAGGCUAUAGCAGUAGAGGCAGGCAAAGGUUGUAGUUGUAACUUGUAAGUAUAAUUGUUAACUGACGUGUAUAUUAUGUAGCAUGGAGCUAGGGAAACUGAAAAAAGAAAAAAGUUGACAAGAAAAUUGAGAUAUAAAAAAAAAAAAAGAAAUUGGAGAAUAGAAGGAUUGAGGGAAACUGAAAUGAAAUAUAGCGAGCCACCAGAUUUGUUGGCUCUGGUUAGAGGGAAGUAAUUUCUGUAUCUGUAGGAAUAUUUUAACUAGCUGAAAAGCAUUGUACCAACUGGAAUCCCAUUUUCUUUAAUGAAAUUUGAUUUUCAUGUUUAUAAUA
Messenger RNA from Nelumbo nucifera (sacred lotus), 6024 nucleotides. Its product is annotated as PHD finger family protein. Gene Ontology annotation, biological process: establishment of mitotic sister chromatid cohesion; chromatin looping; establishment of protein localization to chromatin. Gene Ontology annotation, molecular function: chromatin binding; cohesin loader activity. The record is from RefSeq and is a predicted model, not a curated record. Gene Ontology annotation, cellular component: Scc2-Scc4 cohesin loading complex. NCBI's taxonomy places the organism in Eukaryota, Viridiplantae, Streptophyta, Magnoliopsida, Proteales, Nelumbonaceae.